UUAAAAAUAGUAUUUAUGUUUUGCAUAUCUAAUAAAUUUACAAACCAUUCGCACCGACUGGUGAGCCUGCUUGGAAAGCACAAAUUAGUGUCUAUCAUCAGCAACAGCUAGAGCGUCAUCUAAACUCAAGCGCUUCUGAUGAAUUUAAAUCUUGAACAUUUGUCCAGAUAGUCGAGGCCCAGCCGCAAUAUCGCGCAUCUGAGUGUAGUGUAGGCUGCUGCUGUCGUCGAAAAAAAACACGAGACAUAUGGACCCGUACGAUUCCGGUAGAAAACCUUUUUCUUUGGUCAGGAAACCAAAUGCCAUAACACAAAUGAAAAAUAAAAGCCCCGAGACCGUAAACAGCACAAGCGAUGAAGCUCGACAAAGUACGGCAGAUGCAAGGGAAAACUCCACCAUCCAUCCGGACAAACACCGGAGCAGAAUCUACAAACAGGAUGAACACUGGGACAGAACAACCAGCACCACUUUAUCAAUGUACAGCAGCAGCAAUAAACAUCACUCUGGCGGAAGAAAACACCAUCAGUCUGCCAGUUCCUCAGCGACGAUUACAAUCAGACACUAUUCAGUUACCACCGAUCGUACCGCCUACGCCAACAUCACCACCAGAGGCAACAGCAGCAUAUCCAACAUCGGACAUCCGCCGGAAGCGUUCCAUCGCAGCACUACCUGCUUUCCGGUGGAAGAGACCAUCAACGCAGCAGCAUCUUCCUUUUCAUCUUCACCACAAGAAGUGAACCAGCUCAUCAGCAGCUGCGGCAUAAGCAUUUCUUCUCCCAAAACGGAAGCGCACCAGGCGGCGGAAGUGGCUCAGGUGGUUUACAAUGGAACAGAGUGGUAUUGA
Messenger RNA from Uranotaenia lowii, 844 nucleotides. RefSeq lists its product as uncharacterized. The record is from RefSeq and is a predicted model, not a curated record. Lineage: Eukaryota; Metazoa; Arthropoda; Insecta; Diptera; Culicidae. The transcript is spliced from 2 exons. Bases 248 to 844 code for a protein of 198 amino acids.